CUGGGCGUUAGAUCUCCGUAGCGCAUUGAAAGAUCUCCACACCGGUCAGACAUACACAACGUGGGUUGCAGAGAUACUUGUUUCUCUAGCACAGCUCUUUUCGCCUCCCCACCCUGGGAUAGUAUUUGGUGGUUUUGGAGAGCUUGGAGCAUUGCGGGUUAAUGAAGGUAAAGGGGUUCCAUUCUGCAGUUCCAAGGCUAAGGCUUUGAUUCUCAGGGGUGCUCCCUUUCCCCCCCCUCCCUUGCAGUUCAGUGGACUGCUUUUCUCGUCUCCCUUUCUUGCAGGUACAGCCUUUUGAGGAGCCUAAAUUACGGAUUUUCAUUGCAGCCAUUAGUGCCACAGAAGCAAGUCCCACCCUGAAAGCACAGAGCAACAGCCCCGCCCCCCUCGGGAUCACCGUUCUUGGUGACUCGUUUCCAACAGCCGGUUAAAACAUGGUCGAUUACUAUGAAGUUCUAGGCGUGCAGAGACAUGCCUCAGCCGAGGAUAUUAAAAAGGCAUACAGGAAACUGGCACUGAAGUGGCAUCCAGAUAAAAAUCCUGAGAAUAAAGAAGAAGCGGAGAGAAAAUUCAAACAAGUAGCUGAGGCGUAUGAGGUGUUAUCAGACGCUAAAAAACGGGACAUCUAUGACAAAUACGGCAAAGAAGGAUUAAACGGUGGUGGAGGAGGUGGCAGUCACUUCGACAGUCCCUUUGAGUUUGGCUUCACAUUCCGAAACCCAGAUGACGUCUUCAGGGAAUUUUUUGGUGGAAGGGACCCAUUUUCAUUUGACUUCUUUGAAGACCCGUUUGAGGAAUUCUUUGGGAAUCGAAGGGGCCCCCGCGGAAGCCGGAACCGAGGCACGGGGUCGUUUUUCUCCGCCUUCAGUGGAUUUCCCUCUUUUGGAGGGGGAUUUUCUUCUUUUGAUACAGGAUUCACUUCCUUUGGUUCACUAGGUCACGGGGGCCUCACUUCAUUCUCUUCCACGGCAUUUGGUGGCAGUGGGAUAGGCAACUACAAAUCUGUAUCAACUUCUACUAAAGUGGUUAAUGGCAGAAAAAUCACUACAAAGAGGAUUGUCGAGAAUGGUCAAGAGAGAGUGGAAGUCGAAGAAGACGGCCAGCUGAAGUCCUUGAUGAUAAAUGGUGUGGCUGACGAGGACGCCUUCGUGGAGGAGUGCCGGCGACGAGGCCAGCACGCGCUGCCCGGCCAGCCCGCCAGCACCAGUGCCCGCCCUCUGAAGUCCCACCGGCCAGCCUCUGUGCCCAAACACGCGCCCCACCCCCCGGGUGAGGACGAGGACGAGCCAGGCCGGCACCGGGCCAGCAGCAGCUGGGAGCCCCCGGCCGCGUUCCCCGCAGGUGUGCACGAGGGGUCCGCCGCAGAGCCUCCCCGCGGGGCUGCCUCCCGGCCUUCCCGGGGCCCCCGAGGACCGAGAUGGCACCUGUGUUGCUGUGUCCUGGCCUGA
Messenger RNA from Kogia breviceps (pygmy sperm whale), 1448 nucleotides. The record is from RefSeq and is a predicted model, not a curated record. NCBI's taxonomy places the organism in Eukaryota, Metazoa, Chordata, Mammalia, Artiodactyla, Physeteridae.